UGCCAGUUGCCGAAAUGAAAAAACCAAAAAACUUAGCGCGCGCCAUUUUGUUUUGUUAUUGGAGCGAAGAUAUUUUACAGUACCCUGUAUCAGUAUUUUUAUGAAAUAUUAAACACAUCGGGGUUUCACCUCUUAUUUAUGCUAUCACACAUGUCUCAUAAACGCAGUAAGCUGAGAAAACCAACGAUUGAUGAGCAGCUGCUGUCUGCAAUAAGCAAUGUCAAUGCUAUUACAAAUCAAGGUGUUCGAAGUAGAAGUAAAACUAUUAAGAAGAAAAAUGCCAGUAGAGAUAUAGUUCUUCAAAGAAACGAAGAUGGCCAACGGAUUAUUCAUAAGCCGAGGCAAAGCACUCCGAGCAAUAGAAAUACACAAAGAGAUGAGGAAAUGCCUACAACAUCGUCAGAUUUACGUGAUGUUCCACAGGAAAUGUUAUGUGAUGACAAUGUUACUGAAAGAGAUCUUGAAGCCAUUCUUGAAAGCUGUCAGUUGGUUAUUGGAGAAGUGGAUACUGGGCCAUCUGCUUGGCAAAAAAGAAUGGAAAAUCGAGAAGAAAAUUGGGAAAGUAUGAGGGAAAAAAUAUUCAAUGUCACUGUGUCAUCAUUUGCUCCUCCUUUAUCUGCUAUGAAGUGUUCUAGAUGCAAUGAAAAUGAAGCUGUACUGAGAUGCAGACAAUGUGGUGUGUUGAGAUAUAUUUGUCGAGAAUGCGAUGAUGAUGUCCAUGAGAAUAAUCCUCUCCAUGAUCGAGAAGUGUGGUUGGAUGGUUAUUUUCAAUAUAUCAAGCCAACACAAUCCAUUUCAUCUGAUGGAAAGAUUUGCAGCAUUGAUCGAUCAUGUCCCAUCCUUUACCCAUCAUCAUGUCAGUUGUGUAAUGAACCUAUCAUCAAAACUACCAACAGCUCUCUUGUGAUUAUGAUCACUUGUGAAGGACGAUUUGAUCUUAAUUGGUUCACUGUACAUUGCUCAUCUUGUCAAUGGAAGUGGUCACCAAUUUCUGUUGACAGUAUAAUUGAGAGUGGCUGGUGGCCUGGAAGCCCUGAAAAUUUUCAUUACAUAUUUAGUCAAGAUGUCUUUAAUUUGUGGGAUGCAUUUAGAAAGAGGAUGCCUGGGUCAUCACAAUCUGCUUUUGUAAGAAGUUUGGAAGAUAUUUCCAGCUCUAGAGGAAGGGAAAAUGUUAUCAAUUCAGUCACAUUCAGAAAAUCAUUUGCUGAAUGGAGCUAUUGCCAACAUGAAAUUGACCUUCUUCAUGAGCAGACAUGGAAAAAUUGCCCUCCUUGUAGUAUUGAUCAACAUUCAUGUCAUAUUGAUGGAAAUCAAAAGUGUACAGAUUCAGCAAAGGGUCCAGUCCAGUGUUAUUAUCGUGAUGUAUUGAUUGCAAACAAUAGUUUUGUGGACUCUCAUUUAAAAAGUCUUGGUUCAAAGUCAAUUCAGAAUGAAGAUAAUUCUUGUGGCGACACCCAUUGGAAAGCUGCAAAAAUGGUCUCCAAAUCAAAGAAAAACCAAGACGAGACUGGACUUGAAGUUGCUGGAUGCAGGCACUCGAUUGCUCAAGCUACUUUGAACAUGUUCAGAGGAGAAAUUUAUGGCUAUGCUCACUACUUGCAUAUGAAUUUUUUACAACCACAUAAAGUUAAAUAUAUGUGGGAAGAUAUUAUAUGCAAAUAUUGGCCUUGGGCUCUACGUGUUACAUCGGAAGAAAAUCAAAAUGCGCUAAAAAAUAUUGCACCAGCACUGUCUAUAAUGCAUGGGAAAUCACACAGUUGGUCAUGUCAGGUUAUUUGGAGCGGAAGAUGGCAAAGUGGUGCGGCAGCAACUGCUGGCGAAGAAGUUGAGCAAAUAAAUUCGUAUUUGUCAAGACUUGGCUCGACUACUAAAAAUAUGACGGCCUCCGGUGAGUAUUAUUUUCUUAUCUGUAUAUCCACUCAGACCGAAAGGAAACUUUCAUCUGCCAGGGACGAUUUUGUAAAGUUAAGAAGCGAACUUAAUGUCCAGGAUUCUGACUUGGACGACUCGAUAAUGCAGUGGAAAGAAGAAGUUCAACAAUUUGCGAGAGAACAACAAAUUGGAGUUUCUUCGUUGAAAGGUGCCGCCGAAGAGUUCUUCCUUUGCAUCAAACUGUUGAAAAUGCUCAACAUUUGGAGAAUUUUGUAA
Messenger RNA from Xenia sp. Carnegie-2017, 2148 nucleotides. RefSeq lists its product as uncharacterized. The transcript is spliced from 11 exons. The coding region runs from base 139 to 2148 and encodes 669 amino acids. The record is from RefSeq and is a predicted model, not a curated record. NCBI's taxonomy places the organism in Eukaryota, Metazoa, Cnidaria, Anthozoa, Malacalcyonacea, Xeniidae.